AUGGGUGUUGGGAACCUCACAUCUGUCACGGAGUUCAUCUUGGAGGGCCUGACUAUCCAUCGUAAGACACAGAUUCUUCUCUUUGUGAUAAUCCUCAUAGUUUACGUCCUUACACUUAUGGGAAACCUGAUAAUUAUUAUGUUGGUGCAGGCCGAUUCCAGCCUCCAGACUCCCAUGUACUUCUUCCUCACAAAUCUCUCGAGCCUUGAGAUCUGCUAUGUCGCCAUCAUGCAACCUCAGAUACUGGCUCACCUCAUAUCUGGAAAUGGAAUCAUCUCCUACACCCGCUGUGUGGUCCAGAUAUUUGUUGUAUUGACUUUGGGCACAGUGGAAUGCUUUCUGUUGGGCAUUAUGGCCUAUGACCGGUACUUGGCCAUCUUCCAUCCCCUGAUGUAUGCCAUCAACAUGAGUAGGUUGCGUCAGUUGCAGCUUGCCUCCACUUGCUGGGCAAUAGGUCUCCUUUUUGGCAUGAUAUAUGUGUGCUGCACCUUUCGUCAUUUCUAUUGUGGCCCCAACCACAUCAAUCACUUCAUGUGUGAGAUGCCAGUGGUGUUAAAACUUGCCUGUGAUGACACGCACAUCACCGAAGCUAUCGUUUUUGUAAUGGCAGCCCUCGUUCUCCUGGUUCCUGUUUUUGUUAUCCUAACUUCCUAUGGCCUCAUUCUGUACUCUGUGUUACAAAUCAAGUCUGCUGCUGGACGUCGCAAAGCCUUCUCCACAUGCGCUGCCCACCUGGUGGUUGUUACUGUGUUCUAUGGAACUGUCAUUUCUAUGUACAUGAUUCCUCGUUCAAGUGCAUCUUCCAAUCGUGACAAGAAAAUUGCUGUUUUUUAUGUGGUGGUAGCCCCUCUGCUCAACCCAGUCAUUUACACCCUGAGGAACAAGGAUGUCCAUAGGGCAGCAGCAAAAGUCCUGCGACGACAAGGAGUUAAGCACGAUAGUUGA
Messenger RNA from Eublepharis macularius, 945 nucleotides. RefSeq names its product olfactory receptor 1102-like. NCBI's taxonomy places the organism in Eukaryota, Metazoa, Chordata, Lepidosauria, Squamata, Eublepharidae. Gene Ontology annotation, molecular function: G protein-coupled receptor activity; olfactory receptor activity. The coding region runs from base 1 to 945 and encodes 314 amino acids. Gene Ontology annotation, cellular component: membrane. Gene Ontology annotation, biological process: G protein-coupled receptor signaling pathway. The record is from RefSeq and is a predicted model, not a curated record. The transcript has a single exon.